Hypoxylon trugodes is the source of this 890-nucleotide messenger RNA. Its product is annotated as ribose-5-phosphate isomerase B. Lineage: Eukaryota; Fungi; Ascomycota; Sordariomycetes; Xylariales; Hypoxylaceae. Gene Ontology annotation, molecular function: isomerase activity. The record is from RefSeq and is a predicted model, not a curated record. Bases 338 to 811 code for a protein of 157 amino acids. Gene Ontology annotation, biological process: carbohydrate metabolic process. The transcript is spliced from 2 exons. Gene Ontology annotation, cellular component: intracellular anatomical structure.
AGGAAGGAGGAGGGGAAGGGAGAAAAGAAACCUAGUAGCUACAUAUGUUAAAUGUAGGCUAGUCUAAGGUACCAAGUCAUAAGAAGCUAUGGUAUCGAAUAAUCGAUUUGAAUAAUAAAUCUCUCUUACUUUAUUUUAUUUUAUUUUAUUUUACUUACUACCCCUACUUGUUACUUACUAUUUACUACUUACAUUUAAGGGUUUCCGAAUUUCAGACAAAGAGACGAGAGAUAAAGACAUUGUUUCAACGAGAACCGAAUCGGAUCAAGAAAGACCACAACUCACUCCACUGCCAACCUAUUUGGUUCCAUAAGUUUACAACACAUCACACAUAAACAUGGCAGCAGCACCAAAGUGGAGGAUAGCCUUGGGGGCUGAUGAUGCUGGUGUAGGUUACAAGAAUAAGAUCAAGGAGGACUUCGAAAAGGACCCCCGCGUCGAGUCCGUUGUAGACGUCGGUAGUCUCUCCGCGGACGAUAAAACAGCCUACCCCCACCGAGCAGCAUCGGCAGCACAACUUGUCGCAGAUGGCAAGGUCGACAGAGCUCUUCUUAUCUGCGGUACAGGUCUAGGAGUUGCUAUCUCGGCGAACAAGAUCAAGGGUGUUCGAGCUGUUACAGCUCAUGAUAGCUUCUCGGUAGAGCGUGCUGUGUUGAGCAACAAUGCUCAAGUCCUCUGCAUGGGAGAAAGAGUUAUUGGCUUGGAACUUGCACGCAGAUUGGCCAAAGAGUGGCUCGGAUACGUCUUCGACGAGAAGAGCGCAAGCGCAGCUAAGGUAGAGGCUAUUAGGGACCUUGAAAAGGCUCUAUAGAUGGUGUGUGUUGAGUUGGGUUUACAUCUACACGAUAGCAUGCGGGCAUUAUAUUUGCUGGAAGUGAUAACGAUCUGAU